AUGUGUUUCGCGUGUAACGGUGCUCAUCACCCAUCAUGUUGCUUCAAAACGUCGCAGGAUGAGCAAUCUUUUGCUAAGCAGGGACCAACUUCAACUUCCCCAGCAAAGAAAAUCAAAAUAGCGCGUCAAAAGAUCUACAGAAGGUCAAAGCUACCACCAAGAUCAACCAUCUUAGCGCUCCUCAAGACGACCAGGAUACUACGAUUUGUGAACUUCAUUCUGCACAGAAAGGUCAAGACAACGUGGGAACAACGUUUCCUACCGACGGGAGAGUUGACCGUAAUGGAUCCCAAGUCUAAGAAACUUAGGAAGGUUGCGGUUUUACUUGACACAGGAGCAGAGCUCUCCUUUAUAGAUAAUUCACUCGCGGAAGAGCUAGGUCUGCCCACGUUAGAGGAGACUACAUUGCGGUUACACACCUUCGGCUCAGAGCAAAUUCAAGAAGAGCUCUGCCGAAAGGUACCGCUGGAAACAUGGGACGAAGAAGGGAAUCCGAUUUCUCUUCAAUUGCUUACGCAUAGAAUAUUGACGAAAUCGUUGGUACCUCCACCAGUACUGAAGGGAGACUUGGAAUACAUCAGGAGGAUGAAUCUUCCUAUAAGACUCAAUGAACGUCAACUGUGCGUUAAGCCUUUGAUAUUAUUAGGCUGCGAUCAACUUUGGUCUCUGAUUCGCGUAGACCAAUCUCAGUUGACUUUACCAUCAGGUCUCCAUUUACUUCCUACGCGUUUGAGACAUUUACUCACUGGCCAUUUACAAUCGGCACUCAAUACUGUCCAGGUUUGUCACCAAAACAGGAACGUACAGGGAUGGACUGAAUGUUGGUCGCUAGACGCACGAGUAAAUGUUAUAUCCACGGAUGCUUCCUCCGACAUUGUGGACGAAAAAGAGUUGUGGGCACGAUAUUGGUCACUAGAAGCAGCUGGAACAGAAAAGUACACUGAAUCUGAGAAUAGUGUGCAAUCGGUGAUAGACAAACGCGUAUGGGGCAAUUUCAGACAAACUGUGGAGAGAAGAGACGAUGGAUAUUACGUCCGUCUUUCGUGGAAGGACGUUAUCAACCCCUUCACCGGAUAA
Necator americanus (New World hookworm) is the source of this 1077-nucleotide messenger RNA. RefSeq lists its product as uncharacterized. The transcript has a single exon. The record is from RefSeq and is a predicted model, not a curated record. NCBI's taxonomy places the organism in Eukaryota, Metazoa, Nematoda, Chromadorea, Rhabditida, Ancylostomatidae. The coding region runs from base 1 to 1077 and encodes 358 amino acids.